This is a messenger RNA of Amyelois transitella, 546 nucleotides long. Its product is annotated as cuticle protein 64. NCBI's taxonomy places the organism in Eukaryota, Metazoa, Arthropoda, Insecta, Lepidoptera, Pyralidae. Bases 25 to 546 code for a protein of 173 amino acids. The record is from RefSeq and is a predicted model, not a curated record. The transcript has 2 exons.
AGUUCCCAACACCUACCAAACAAGAUGAAACUCUUUGUGUGCCUCUGUGCCCUGGUAGCAGUCGCGAUGGCUGGCGAGAGUGCAAAGAGAGAAAAACGUGGUGUGUUGGGCGGACUAGGCUACAGUGGCGGCUAUAGCAGCGGUUACAGCAGCGGCUAUAGCGGUGGUUACAGCGGCGGCUAUAGCGGUGGUUACAGCGGCGGUUACAGCAGCGGUUGGGCGCCAUCUGUGAGCUACUCCGCUCCAGUAGUGUCCGCUCCCCGCUUCGUCGCCGUCAACAAAGUAGUGAAUGUGCAACGCGUCGUCUCUGUGCCUCAAGUCGUCAACGUACGCAAAGUGGUGUCAGUGCCUCAAGUCGUCACAGUGAGGCGAGUCGUCGCCGCGCCAUCUGUCGCCUAUAGCUCUGGAAGCAUUGGCCACUCUAGCCUUGGAUCAGGCUACUCUAGCCUCGGAUCUGGCUAUAGCAGCCUCGGAUCUAGCUACAGAAGCCUGGGUGGCUAUGCCAGCUACGGCGGAGCGUCGUCCUACUCCAACGGCUGGUGGUGA